AUGCAUAUAGAUCCUCAACCUUCAAUUGUGACACCAUUGUCACAAAAGUCUCUUCAAUCUUCUAUUCAUGCUCCAAAACCCUUACAAUCACCAGAUGAAUUGGAUAAACAAGAUAGCAUUAAUGAUUCUCAUGGCUCUUCCUCAUUGUCAAAUACAUCUAAUACUAAUAUUGCUGAUACCAAUACCUCCCUGCAAGACAACUCCAUGGAAAUUGAAACUGAUAAGAUUAAUGAUUCUCAAACCCAUGAAGCUGUUACUAACCAUAACUCUAAUCAUCCUAAAUGUACUAAUACUAACUCUCACUCUUCUUCCUCCUUCCCAUACCCUACUCGUUCUUCCCAAACCAAAAAAUAA
Molecule: messenger RNA, 354 nt
Organism: Paraglomus occultum
Lineage: Eukaryota; Fungi; Glomeromycota; Glomeromycetes; Paraglomerales; Paraglomeraceae
Source: the annotation of a GenBank genome assembly